Knipowitschia caucasica is the source of this 264-nucleotide messenger RNA. NCBI's taxonomy places the organism in Eukaryota, Metazoa, Chordata, Actinopteri, Gobiiformes, Gobiidae. The record is from the annotation of a GenBank genome assembly.
AUGGAAGCAGGCCAAACUCGCAGAGUCAUCCCGACCUACCUCGGAUGGUCAAUUUUCAGCACCUUAUGUUGUUGUUUACCUUUAGGGAUUGCAGCCAUCGUUUGCUCCUGCAGGGCACAGAAUGCAAAUUCUGAAGGAGAUCAAAUCAUGGCAAAAGAUGCCUCAAGGACAGCAAAAAUUCUGAAUGUGAUUGGCCUUGUGUGUGGAAUGGUCUUCUUGGUCAUCCUCAUUGCCUUGUGGGCCAGUGGAGUGGGACACAAAUGA